GGAUGAAAGAGAUACUCAAGCCAUUCAGACUUAAGUCCCUAGCCUCAUAGUUCGAUUCUCAUCACAAUGCGCUCCUCAUUCAUCGCAUCUGCCCUCGCGGCAAUUAGCCCGGUUCUUGCUUUGACCCGGUCUCCUGCACCAACUGUCACAAAUGGUCAAUACGUCGUCGACGGCUACGCGUAUGCCAAGCGCCAGAUUUUCAACUUUGCGAGUGGCACUACCCUUCCCAGCAACCUCUACAAGAGCACCUGGAACAUUUCUGACCCACCUACUCAUCGCUUCGACGCAGCUAAUGUCGUUGUCGGCGGCGGAUACAUGAACCUGAAGGUUCCGGGUGGUCAGACAACGAUGCCUUACAGCUCUGCCGAGGUUUCCACGACAUUCAACGUCAAGUACGCUUCGGUCCGUACUGUCGCUAUCUUCAGUGAGCCUGCUGGAGUCUGCAAUGGAGCUUUCUUCUACCAAAGCGAUACCCAAGAGACUGAUAUCGAAUGGCUCUCUGAUGCGGAUUCCCUUAGCAACCAGGGAACUCGCAAGCUCUGGCUCACCAACCAAGAUACCGACGGUGAUGGCAUCAAGACGUACAACGCCAUCUCUCCCCCUGCCAGCCCGACUACCACCGAGCACGAGUACCGUCUCGACUGGACUCCUGGCCGUGUAACCUGGUACGUUGACGGCGUCCAGGUAUGGACUACGACUGGCGAUGUGCCCACCGCCACUGGUCCUUGGGUGUUUAACAACUGGUCCAACGGUGAUAAAGGCUGGAGUGCCGGCCCCCCCGUCACUCAGGCGGAUUUCAAGAUCAAGGAUAUUUACAUGUACUACAAUCAGUGAUCUGUGGAGAGAUGUCUUCACAAAGAAGUAUCUUGUCGGGAAACGCGGGACUAUCUACAUGUACUUGUAUCAGUCUACAUGUACUUGUAUGAACAUGGGUUGGAUAUCAUUUGAUGUCUCAUGGUUCCGAGUAAUACUAACGUUAAUGGGGUAUGUAGCGGAAUUCCAAAGACCUUUAUCUGUGCUGUAUCUUCACCUAUUUUGAAGUAAAUCGAACGUAUCAAAUUGUAUAACCGACCGGUAAUAGUUGAACUUCACAGCUAUUUAUUCCUAUCGCAGGUGGAUGGAGCUGCGUACGUGUAAAUGUUCCCUUCCCUGUAUCGUACUUGCGGGAUUAGAAAGUACGACCCAGGUGGAUGCUCAUAUAGUUACUCUUAGUCUUGAUAUUGUGAUACAACACAUGCAUGUAAAGUGG
This is a messenger RNA of Colletotrichum godetiae, 1249 nucleotides long. Its product is annotated as concanavalin A-like lectin/glucanase domain-containing protein. Bases 67 to 834 code for a protein of 255 amino acids. Gene Ontology annotation, biological process: carbohydrate metabolic process. The record is from RefSeq and is a predicted model, not a curated record. The transcript has 2 exons. NCBI's taxonomy places the organism in Eukaryota, Fungi, Ascomycota, Sordariomycetes, Glomerellales, Glomerellaceae. Gene Ontology annotation, molecular function: hydrolase activity, hydrolyzing O-glycosyl compounds.